AUGAGGCUGCCAAGAGAGGUUCAGCGUUUAAAAGACGCACUGAUGGACGAUUUUAAACAAAAAUACCAAGACGUUGUAACGCGCCUUGCCUUUGAAUUGUAUGUCCCCUUACGACCAAGACAAGGGACUCUGACAGACACCCAAAAGGAGCAGAUCAAGGCGUUUGCUCAGAAGUUUGGGUCUGUGUUCACAGAGAUUGCAGAUUCUAUGCUGGGGAAGACAGAUGACUUAGCAGAAAUAGUCCCCUUUAAAAAGUGGCACUAG
This is a messenger RNA of Giardia duodenalis, 264 nucleotides long. RefSeq lists its product as uncharacterized. The coding region runs from base 1 to 264 and encodes 87 amino acids. The record is from RefSeq and is a predicted model, not a curated record. The transcript has a single exon. NCBI's taxonomy places the organism in Eukaryota, Fornicata, Diplomonadida, Hexamitidae.